Molecule: messenger RNA, 1915 nt
Organism: Cuscuta epithymum
Lineage: Eukaryota; Viridiplantae; Streptophyta; Magnoliopsida; Solanales; Convolvulaceae
Source: the annotation of a GenBank genome assembly
GGGGGAUUAAUCAAGUCAUCAAAUGAACCUUUCCCCCACACCAUUCAUACAUGAAAGACAAAGAGGACAUCUCACUCACCCAUCCUCCUAUUAUUUCGGCCCUAGCAUCAAUUAGGAAGUUAAAGAAUCUAAAAAAACAUCAUCUAUACCAGCUCUACUCGAACUAAGAACAAGGAGAAGGAAGCAAGAAAAGAGAAGAAGGCUGCCAACUAGUUCGUACAAUUUCAACCCUCGAGAUUGUUCACCUCAUAUCUCACGCAUCUAUUAUCCAAUGAGCUUGAGUGAGGUGUUAUUAGAUAGGUCUUGAAGAGAGCUUUCAGACGAGGUGCUGCAAUUAAGGAUACGAGGUGUUUACAGCUCAAAAAGGGCAGAUAAACACACGAGGAAUUUUACCACGGUGUUCUAGACUUCUCAAGAAACCUAGGAGUGGCCCGAAAAGCCACCGGAGCCGCCGGAGUUUUCGCCAGAAAAUUUAAAAGUCGCCAGAGUUCAAACAAAGAAGAUAAAAGCUUGCUAGCGUCAUUUCAAGGUUGGAGCUAAUUCGAAAAAGGAUGAUUUAGAGGUUAAAAAUGAGAAUGAUGACACUAUUCGUGAUUGGGCAAAUCUUCCAGGCGACCUCUUGAUACAAAUAUUGCAACAUCUUUACCUUGACGAUGUCAAACGUUUUCACAAAGUAUGCAAAUCGUGGGAUGCUCUCGAAGAUCCUAAAGAACAUAAUCCGCUCACCUUCCCCACUAUUCCCUCUCAAUGGCUUGUUCACAAGGACACCUACAAUGACACCGUAUUAAAAUUCUUUCACGGCGUUUACGACCAUAGCUACUCCGUAGAUAUCCCCGAACUGUUAUCGUCAGUUUUGUUGUAUUCCAACAAUGGUUGGCUCCUGUUACGUGAAGGUAUUGAAAUAAUCUUCUUUUUCAACCCAUUCACCAAUGAGAGAGUUGACUUGCCUAACAAACCCGGAUGGGUUGUGUGGAAGGGUGCCAUCUUCUUGUCUGAACCAACCGCUACUGAUUGCAUGGUUUUUGGGGUUAUGUCAGUUAUGGGAAAGUGGGUUCGUAUCUACACAAUCAGCCGCGGAGAAGGGGAUUGGGAGGAAUCUGUAUUUGAUUUUGAUGAGGACGACACACCCAUGUUCCAAUCCGUGUGUAGUCCAGUUUUCCAUAACGGCAAGCUAUAUUGCUUAGGCGCGGAAGGAAAAAUGGGCGUGUUUGAUCUCAAAGGAAGAAAUUGGACGAUUCAUGACGUUUCGGGCCGGCCUCACGUGGAUCAAACGGAUGAAAGCUAUCUUCUCGAGUGCAAUGGACAACUGAUGGCAGUGUUUCUGUCAUUCAUGGGACAAGAGAUUUGCGUUCUUGCACUGGACGCGGAUAAAAUGGAGUGGGAAAAAGUGGACAGUUUGGGUGAAUUUAUGUUGCUCAUCAGUGCUCCUACAUCUCUCGCAGUCAAGGCAGUUAUAGCCGGAAUGGAGAACAAAAUUUACUUCCCCAGAUUCUAUGAUCACCAGAUUGUGUUUUACUGUCUUAAAACCUGUUUGUACAAGACAUUUGGGAGCUUCUCAAAAGAAGACUUGUUUGAGACGGCAGAACAACUGAACUGUUGUUGGAUGCAACCAUCUGCUGCCCGUGCUUCUACUCCAAAGCAUCUUGAUUGGUUAGUCUCCUUGCAUGAAGAAAGAUGAAGGCCUUAAUUAGACAGUAUAAUGUUGUGAAUUCCUAUUAAUUAAUUUGUGUUCUGUACGAUGACAUGUUUUUAUAAUUAAUUAGCUUAGUCUCAACCAUAUUUUCCAGAAUACUCCCUAGAUAGAAGGUUAGGAACUUAGGAUCUUAUAAUUCGUGUUAUGUACUAUGGCAAUAUUGUUAUGUAAUAUGUGGAUGUCCAUUAUGAUAUCUGGCCUGUUAGUAUUGUUAGAGUCUAG